This is a messenger RNA of Heterobilharzia americana, 450 nucleotides long. The record is from the annotation of a GenBank genome assembly. NCBI's taxonomy places the organism in Eukaryota, Metazoa, Platyhelminthes, Trematoda, Strigeidida, Schistosomatidae.
AUGUUUGUUUCGAAUAAAGUCUCAAUUGUUAUUUGGAUGCUUCUACUCACCGUCAUUCAAAGUGAUGCAUCAACGUAUUCGAAGUGUACUAAAAGGUUGGAGUUAUUAUUUAGGAGCUGUUUUACGAGAAGUUUAAUCGUGAAGCGUUGUUCAGGUCUUAAUGAAGCUGCCAUUUCAUCCUCUUACGAUAAUAUUGAGGAGUUAAAAAAACUUUGUGAUCGAUGUAUUGGCUGUGAACCUUUAUUCAUCAGUUGCUCACUAAAGAGACUUGAAAAACUUGAUCGUACAGAAUGUUCAGAGGCUAACGUGUAUGUGAAUACGUUUCGUAGGAAACUUUCAAUGAAGUAAAUCUUAAUCUGGAUGACUAUUUUCUAGGUGUAGAAUUCACCUGUGAUAUGUCCUAUUUUUCGUGUUGAUCAAGACGUGUGAAAAUAAAUUAUGAACUGAUUA